Molecule: messenger RNA, 1336 nt
Organism: Anolis sagrei ordinatus
Lineage: Eukaryota; Metazoa; Chordata; Lepidosauria; Squamata; Anolidae
Source: RefSeq, a predicted model, not a curated record
AUGGGGGGCUGUGCAAUCCCUCCCAAUGCGAUCCCCCUCCCAUCCCAGCUGGGACCUCCAAAGCCAGAGCUGGCGCUGAUGCAAGAGGAGGCGGAGAGUGGAGAUAUUCCCAUCAUGCACCGCGAGAGCGCUGUCCGCGGUGCUGAAGAGCAUCCCUCGGCGGCGGCGGCGGCGGCGGCUGGCGAUCCCCCUCCCAUCCCAGCUGGGACCUCCAAAGCCAGAGCUGGCGCUGAUGCAAGAGGAGGCGGAGAGUGGAGAUAUUCCCAUCAUGCACCGCGAGAGCGCUGUCCGCGCCUCGCCUGGGGAUGGGGCCGUGAAGCAGCAGAAUCCCGCGAGGAGGAAGAGGGCCAUGACCAUGAUGAUGAGGAUGGAGGACAAGAAGAAGACCAGCCCCUUCCACCGGAGCUGCCCGGAGGGGGAGGCGGAGGAGGCGGAGGAGGAGGAGGCGCCGCGGCCUCUUCUUCCCAGCUGGAGGCCAAGAUCCAGGCGGCGGUGGAGUUCAAGGCGGAGGGCGCCCGCUGCUACAAGCAGAAGAAGUUCCGCGAGGCCAUCGGGAAGUACCACCGCGCCCUCAUGCAGCUCAAGGGCCUCCCGGGCGAAGGAGAGAAAGAGGGGCCGGCGGCGGGGGUGGCCGAGAAGAAGAAGGCCCUCCUGGGAGAGGAGCCCGCCCUGCCUUGGAGGAGGCUCUCCGAGGAGCAGCGGGCCCUGGUCGAGAGCACCGAGAUCGAGUGCUACAACAGCCUCACAGCUUGCCUGCUGCAGUCAGAGCUGGUGAACUAUGAGCGUGUGCGGGACUAUUGCCUCAAAGUCCUCGCCAAGGAGAAGAGUAACUUCAAAGCCAUGUACCGGGCCGGCAUUGCCUUCUACCAUCUUGGGGAUUACGACAACGCCUUGCUCUAUUUGAAAGAGGCCAAGAACCGCGAACCUACAGACACCAAUGUCCUGCGCUACAUCCAGCUAACCGAGAUCAAGAUCAGCCGCUGCAACCAGCGGGACAAGGAGGUGAUUGUGUAGCAGCGUUGGACCUGCCUUGCCAGAGCUCUUCCCCCGCCCUGCCCAACCCACACGUCAGUGACAGACAUAGCCUUCUACACAUGGUGCCAAUUGUGCCCGGAAUCCACCCGCUGCCCUCCAUGCUCCAGGAAGAUGCCAUCAGGUGCCCGCCAUGCCCUGGCAGAUGCCACAGCCAGAGAACUUCCAGCGGAGAGCAGCGCUGCCCUCCAAAGCCAGUAUGGCUCUUGGUCCUUUCGGCUGUGGGACGAGAUAAUGUAGCAUUUCGCCAGAACACUGUUGGGGUUGCUUAUUUUUUUUUAAUGAAAAAAAAAAGAUGAGAGUA